Molecule: messenger RNA, 3040 nt
Organism: Pseudopodoces humilis (Tibetan ground-tit)
Lineage: Eukaryota; Metazoa; Chordata; Aves; Passeriformes; Paridae
Source: RefSeq, a predicted model, not a curated record
UCCCGCACGCACCGGGGGAAAGUGCCGCGCCGGCCGCCCCGCUGCCGGACAGAGCUCUGAUGCCUCUGAACUGGUAAUCCUGGAGUGCUGCUGGGUAGCGGAAUUCAGGAGUAAAACAGAUGUUUCAAUAGUUCUCAAGUUUCAGAGUGGAGAACCGGAUCUUUACCUUGAAGCCACAUCAAAGCCAGACUGUGAAUCUUGGGCUCUGGCACUGGGAGAGGUGAACUCAGAUUGUUUGUGGAAUAAAAUUCAGCAGCUCCGGAGGCUGAUCAUGGAAAUCAAAGAGGAGAGAUCAUCAGAUGAAGCACGACAGUUUCUCCCUUCAUCCCAGUUAGACAGUCUAGGAGAGCUCCAGUUUACAAGUAUUCAGAGAAUUGCAAAUGAGCCAAAGCUGGAAUUCAGUCUUGCAUGCAAGGAUCUAGUGGCUGCUACCCGUGAUCGGAAGCUGAAUACGUUUAUCCAGGUCUCAGUGGUGCAUCCAGUAGAGCACAUUUUGACGCGGUAUUCAAGCACUGAAAUCGUGGAGGGUACAAAAGAUCCACUGUUUUUGACUGGUGUGACCUUCCCACCGGAAUAUCCCAUCUAUGAGGAAACUAAAAUAAAACUAACAGUCUAUGAUGUCAAAGAUAAAUCCCAAGACACGGUCCGCACCAGUGUCCUAUCUGAUCACAAGGAACCAAGAGCAGAUGUUGGGCGAAGCUUCCUGGGCUGUGCAACUUUUAGAGUGGGAGAUCUGGUAAAGUCAAAGGAGCAGCAGCUGACCCUUACCCUCAGAACAUCUGAUGCUGGAAGGACAGUUGGUACCAUUGAAGUCAAUCUUCUGAAGAUGGGAGAGCUAGAGGAGGGGGAAACAGACCACAUCACAGCAGAUACCCAGGAUCAAAAGUCUGCAUUGGUUCGUGAGUGUACAGCCACUGAAGGCAUAAGUGGGAAAGACAACCUGCCUUCCUUAAAUGCAGUGUUGAGAAACCCAGUCUGUAAGUUAUACAGAUUCCCUACUUCUGACAACAAGUGGAUGCGGAUCCGGGAACAGAUGGCUGAGACUACCCUCUCUUUCCAUGUUCCUAAAGAACUAAUAAAUCUGCACAUAAAGGAGGAUAUGAGAAGGAAUCAGGAACUUAAAGACCUGGGAGAACUUGCUCCUCACUGGGACAACAUGCGCAAAAGUGUAAUUGCUCACUGUGAUCAGAUGUUGAGUGUGUACCAGGACACUCUUGCAGAGCUUGGGAAGCAUACAGGUUCUUCAUUUAAGUCAAGCAGUAGCAAAGGAGAAAAAACACUAGAAUUCAUCCCAAUAAAUCUUCAUCUGCAAAGAAUGCAUGUGCAUAGUCCUCGAUUGAAAGAUGCUCUGUAUGAUGUUAUCACCGUGGGAGCCCCAGCAGCACAUUUCCAAGGAUUUAAGAAUGGUGGUCUCCGGAAACUGCUAAGUAAAUUUGAGGCAGAAAGACGAAAUACUGGAUACCAGUGUAUUUACUAUUCACCUGAAAACACAGCCAAGGCAAAAGAAGUUCUCAGCAACAUCAAUCAUCUGCAACCUCUUAUAACAAGCCAUGCAGACCUGCUGCUUAGUUCUGCAAGCCAGCGUUCUCCAGACAGCUUGAAGAAUUCUUUAAAGAUGCUUUCAGAAAAAACAGAGUUAUUUGUGCAUGCAUUCAAGGACCAGCUAGUCAGAAGUGCCCUUUUAGCACUGUACACAGCCCGGCCUGGCUGUGUCCUCAAGAAACCAGCUGUGCCUAGGAACAGUGCAGAAGAAGGCGCUGAUGCACAGCACCAGGAUCAUCCUUCUCAGAUUAAAAGGCAGGACUCUAUACCCCAUCAUUCUGAGUAUGAUGAGGAAGAGUGGGACAGGGUUUGGGCCAAUGUCGCAAAGAGUUUGAACUGCCUUAUUGCCAUGGUGGACAGACUGCUUGAAAAAGACAUUAGCAACAUUAAAGAGGAUGAAAAUGAGCCUUCAGCAGCAGAUUGCAAGGUGUUGCAUACAGGUGGUGAUUGGUAUGAGCAGCUGUACCCGCUGGUGAUUACACUGAAGGACUGCAUGGGAGAGGUGGUGACCAGGGCCAAACAAUCCAUGGCAUUUGUCCUGCUCCAGGAACUUGCCUGUGGUUUGCCCCAGUGCUUGAUGCUGACCCUAAGAAGAGACAUCGUCUUUAGCCAAGCACUUGCUGGAUUGGUCUGUGGAUUUGUAAUCAAAUUGCACACAGGUUUACAUGAUCAAGGAUUUUUACAACAGCUUCAUACUGUUGGAUUGCUUGUGCAAUAUGAAGGACUCCUUAGUACAUAUAGUGAAGAAGCAGGGAUGCUAGAAGACAUGGCUGUGGGCAUUUCAGAUUUGCAGAAAGUAAUGUUUAAAGUAAUUGAAGCCAAAUCAGAAGAUUUUUUGCCUAUUAUAACUGGAAGGCGUGAACAUUACAUUAUAGAGGUCCAGCUUCCAGCAAAGAUGUUUGAGCUGCUACCACAGGAGAUUAAAGAAGGAAAGCUGCUUCACAUGUAUCCAGUGCUCUUUAAUGUUGGAAUCAAUGAACAGCAAACACUGGCAGAGAGGUUUGGAGAUACCACUUUGCAGGAAAACAUUAACCAGGAAAAUUUAGAACUUCUCAAAGAAUAUUACAAGUUAUUUAUGGAAAAAAUGCCUCCUGAUUGUUUACCACAUUUUCAAGAACAAAAUGAUUUAAAGGGAUUGCUAGAAAGUCUUCAUCAAAAUAUCCAGGCCAAAAAGAGAAAGAAUGUAGAAAUAAUGUGGCUGGCUGCAACGAUUUGCCGGAAGCUGAAUGGAGUGCGCUUCACCUGCUGCAAAAGUGCCAAAGACAGGACAUCUAUGUCAGUGACGUUAGAGCAGUGCUCCAUCCUGAGGGAUGAGCACCAGCUGCACAAGGACUUCUUCAUUCGGGCACUGGAUUGCAUGAGGAGAGAAGGAUGCCGCAUAGAGAAUGUUCUGAAGAAUGUCAAAUGCAGAAAGUAUGCAUUCAACAUGAUACAGCUGAUGGCUUUCCCAAAGUACUACAGACCUCCAGAGGGGACAUAUGGAAAAGCUGACACCUAA